Stylonychia lemnae is the source of this 1338-nucleotide messenger RNA. The record is from the annotation of a GenBank genome assembly. NCBI's taxonomy places the organism in Eukaryota, Ciliophora, Spirotrichea, Sporadotrichida, Oxytrichidae.
AUGUUUUCUAAAGCAACCACAGUAGCAUUAUUGUUACUGGCAACUUCUAUUCCUAGCUCACUUCAAAAUACAGCUAAGGUGGCAGCAGCCAAAUUCCUUAUGCAGAGUUUUGAACUCUAUCAGAGUGAUCCUGUCCAUACUCAGCAAGUCCACUCGCAUCAUGUUCAAGAAUAAAGCAAGCCAAUUACUCCAGUCGAAUUCUUUGAAGUUUAAUACAGAUGCCAAUAUAUGAGUGGAUUGAAUUUCUAUGAUUUAAAACCAUUAGCUCUAGUUAAGGAUAGCUAUAAGUUCACUAAAGACGUCAACGAUUUCUAUGUGAGUUUCUGCAAUGACUUGCCUGAUGAUUAAUCAUGCAGCACAAAGACAAUGGUAACUAGAUAUGACAUAGCUGGUGGAAAUUGUCAGGUUCUAUCUGGAUCUGACCCCACUAAAGAUGCCGAUUUUGAUCCACUUGAGGAAGAUAAAGAUAGUGGACUUAAAAUCACCUACAACAGUGGCAAUAAGAAAGAUGGUUGCAGUGGCGAGCCAUCAUUCUAAAUCUAGAUUAGUUGUGAUAAAGAUGUUGAAAGCACAGAAGAUUACACAAUUGAUGAUAGCGGAUGUUAUCCAAUUCUUAAGUUUAGCCACAAAACUGGUUGCAAAAUCGGAAAUCUUAGUGGUCUUUGGCAAUGGUUUACGAAGAACAAGUGGUUUAUGUUUGUUGCAUUCCUUAUCAUUGGAAGUAUCCUCUGUUUCUUAGGAAGAACAUUAUUCAGGCCAGUUCUAUUUAUUGCUGGCAUGAUCUUGGCAAUUUCUCUAGUUUGGAUCAUUUUCUACUCAACAUUCUUAAAUGAAAACACUAAACCAUGGGUUGGUUGGGUCGUUCUAGUUGGAGCACUUAUCUUUGGCCUUAUUAUUGGUUGCCUUAUGGUCAAACUAGUCAAAUUAGGUGCCUUUAUUCUUGCUGCAUGGGGUGGAUAUGCUCUAGGACUGUUAGUUUAUAAUGCUUUCUUGUACAAAAUGAACUCAAAUACUGGUUUCUGGUGCUUUACUGUUGGUAUGGCCCUCGUAUUCGGUAUUCUUGCACUAUUCUUCUUCGAUCAUAUCUUGAUUCACGCAACUGCCUUGGCUGGAUCAUUCUUAGUAAUUAAUGGUAUUGGUCUUGUUGCAGGUCGCUAUCAAAAUCCAUUCACUAUUGCUGAUGAAAUCAACAAUGGAGUAAAAGAUAAUAUUGAUCCUAUUUUCUAUGCCUAUCUUGCAGGAAACUUAGUACUUUACGUGCUUGGUAUGCUCUUCUAAUAUAGACAAAAAAGAGGAGACAAGGUUAAUGGCAAGGACCCAUACAGCAGACUCAGAUGA